CAAACGAAAGUAGCACAACGAACGGACGUGAUUCUUCGUUGUCAAUCGAUCUUCGCUAACUUAACACACUAGCGAGGAAUAGGAUUAGAUCAUUAGAGUAUCAAUUCAAUUUAGAAAUCUAGUAAUAAUAGAUCUAGUAGGUUAAGAUCUACAUUUUAUAAUACUGUUUUGUAGGCUAUUAUCAUUACACCCACACUGGUUUAAAAAAAUGGGUCCCGAUGGAAUGCUCUUUAUUUUCUCGUUGUUUGACGAAGGAGCUCUGCUAUUUUUAGCCGUUUAUUUUGUAAUAACUCUCUCUGACCUUGAAUGUGACUAUCUGAAUGCUCGAGUAUGCUGUGACAAGCUAAAUUAUUGGGUUCUGGUUGAGAUGGUUUGCCACAAUCUGUUGUCUCUAUUACUGUUGUGUUUAGGACACUGGAUUUUGUUCAUACUGUAUUGUCCUCUAGGAGCAUGGUUCACUUACAGGUAUUUAAGGAAGCCAUCAGGAAAUAUUGGAGUGUUUGACCCCACAGAGAUUCACAACCAAAAGCUUUUAAAGACUUACAUGAGGCAAAGUUUAGCGAGGCUAGGUUUUCAUCUAGUAUUUUUCUUUGUGUUCCUCUACUGGAUGAUCUACUCGCUAGUCAAAGGGUAUUAGGUCGAUUAAAGGCUUUAAGUAAUUCCUGUAAUUAAAAUGAACAAACAUUGACAACUUUGUUGACUGUAAGAGCCUCACCAGUUGACCCAUCCACUGAACAAGGAAUUAACAUUCACAGCUAUAACUGUUGUUCUUAAUAUGUACAUAUCAGGGUAUUUUUUUAUGUGUUUGUAUUGUAUUCAUAAACUUAUAAUAAUGUGUUCAAGCUUAUCCACUUAGCCAGUGUUUGUAUUACUCUACCCAGAUUGUCAAACAUUUUGAUAAUAGUAUUUAAUACAAUGCAGGCUAAUCUUUUAUAGAUUAAUUUACAUAAGAUACUAUUGCAAAUUAAAGUUUGGCUGUAUUAGGCAUUUGACUAUUGCAAAGCUUAUACUUUAUAAAAAUAUUUUGGAAGAAAUAAUUGGCUAUAAUUCAGUGGUUUUCAUGAAAAAGGCACUAUUACAAUACAAUAACAGAAAUUCAUCUACUAAUAUCACCAUCAUGGUUAGGAUAAGGAUUAGGGUUAGAGCAUUAAGGCCAUUGUUAGGAAGCAAUACAUAGCAAAAGAAAAUUCUAUAUUUUUGAUAGUAAUAUGAAGGUUUAACAAAUUUAUCAAUAUAGUUUUCAAAUUUGCAUGAAGUACUUAAUUUAUAUCAGUUGUGUUUGUUGUGAAUGUUAGAAUACAAUACAUAGAAAGAAAAGUGUUUCACUUUAUUAUCAGCUAUUUUUAACU
Messenger RNA from Physella acuta, 1349 nucleotides. Its product is annotated as protein cornichon homolog 4. The record is from RefSeq and is a predicted model, not a curated record. Lineage: Eukaryota; Metazoa; Mollusca; Gastropoda; Physidae. Gene Ontology annotation, biological process: vesicle-mediated transport.